Molecule: messenger RNA, 1769 nt
Organism: Nicrophorus vespilloides
Lineage: Eukaryota; Metazoa; Arthropoda; Insecta; Coleoptera; Silphidae
Product: threonylcarbamoyladenosine tRNA methylthiotransferase
Exons: 3
Coding region: 110-1729 (539 amino acids)
Biological process (GO): tRNA methylthiolation
Cellular component (GO): endoplasmic reticulum
Molecular function (GO): 4 iron, 4 sulfur cluster binding; tRNA (N(6)-L-threonylcarbamoyladenosine(37)-C(2))-methylthiotransferase activity
Source: RefSeq, a predicted model, not a curated record
UAUGAUAAAUAUGACUUUGUUUUGAUGCAUGUGCUUAUAUAUUUUGAAUAUAUUCGCAAAUCAAAAUACUUAAAGCUAUUAAAAGUUAUAGUGCAAUAAGCUUAUUAGAAUGGCAUGUAACGAGAUUAUAGAUGAUAUUGAAGAUCUUAUAUCUGCUCAAGAUAUAACACCAAAGGAGAGAUACAGUAACAGAAAGGCAGUAAAAGUUAAAGCAAAAAAGAGGACAGAAAAUGAAGUCAAUGCACCACCAAUUGUUGGAGAUGUACCUGGAACACAGACAGUUUAUGUUAAGACUUGGGGAUGCGCUCAUAACAGUUCAGAUUCAGAAUAUAUGGCUGGACAAUUAGCAUCUUAUGGUUAUAAAUUGACUCAGGAGAAGGAUCAAGCAGAUUUGUGGUUAUUGAACAGUUGUACUGUUAAGAAUCCAGCUGAGGAUCAUUUCAGGAAUGAAAUUGAAUCUGCUAAGAAGAAAGGAAAGCAUGUAGUCUUAGCUGGAUGUGUACCACAAGGUGCUCCAAAAUCUACAUUCUUGCAGGGGUUGAGCAUAAUUGGUGUGCAACAAAUUGACAGAGUUGUAGAAGUUGUUGAGGAAACACUUAAAGGCAAUACAGUCAAGUUGAUGGGGACCAAAAAAGCAAAUGGUAAAAAAAUUGGAGGUGCUUCUUUGUUACUACCAAAGGUCAGAAGGAAUCCUCUCAUUGAGAUCAUUGCUAUAAAUACUGGUUGUUUGAAUCAGUGCACCUAUUGUAAAACCAAACAUGCUAGGGGUGAUUUGGGUAGUUACCCACCUGAAGAGAUUGUAGCUAGGGCUGAGCAAGCUUUUACACAAGAUGGUGUUGUAGAAAUUUGGUUAACUUCUGAAGAUACUGGCACAUAUGGUAGAGAUAUUGGUACUAGUUUACCUGACCUACUUUGGAAACUGGUUGAAGUUAUUCCAGAAGGCUGUAGAUUAAGAUUGGGUAUGACUAAUCCACCUUACAUUUUGGAACAUUUAGAGGAAAUGGCUAAAAUUUUGGCACACCCCAGGGUGUAUAGCUUCUUACAUGUUCCAGUACAAUCAGGAAGUGAUUCUGUCUUAGGAGAUAUGAAAAGAGAAUAUUGCAGAGAAGACUUUGAGCAUGUAGUUAACUUCUUGCAAGAUAGGAUUGAAGGGAUGACGAUAGCAACCGAUAUAAUUUGUGGAUUCCCAACUGAAACUGACAAAGAUUUUGAAGAUACUAUGUCCCUAUGCGCAAAAUACAAGUUCCCGAGUUUGUUUAUAAAUCAAUACUUUCCAAGACCAGGUACACCAGCAGCGCUUCUGCCAAGAAUCCCGGCGAAUGAAGUGAAAACACGCACAAAGGCAUUGACCGAUUUGUUCUAUACCUACGAACCAUAUGGACAUAAAGUUGGAGAAACUCAGGAAGUCUUGGUUACCGAAAUUUCUCAUGAUAAGAAACAUUAUGUUGGACAUAAUAAAUUCUACGAGCAGGUUUUGUUACCGAUGGACAAGGAAUUCAUGGGAAAACUGGUUACGGUGAAAAUUGUAGAAGCUACGAAGUUCUCGAUGCUGGGAGAACCCGUCGAUGAAGUCGUGAUGCCCGGUUUGGUAAAACCAUUGGAGAAAGGACAAGUUUCUGGCGUGCAAAAAAUUGAUUCGAAUAAUGAAGAUACUGACAUGCGUAUGCAUUAUGUCGUUAUAGUAGUUUUAGUUUCUAUACUAAUUAGAUUGAUAUGGUUGCUGUUAUAAGACUUAAAUUUAUAUCAUAUUAAAAUAUAAAUUUACAUGC